Molecule: messenger RNA, 890 nt
Organism: Ooceraea biroi (clonal raider ant)
Lineage: Eukaryota; Metazoa; Arthropoda; Insecta; Hymenoptera; Formicidae
Product: podocan
Molecular function (GO): protein binding
Source: RefSeq, a predicted model, not a curated record
UUGUUUUAAAUUUGGAUUAUAAUAAACUGCAGUUGAUAAAAGAAUCGAAACCGUAUUAUUCUGACUAUUCUUCAUGUUCAUAUCUGACAUUAUCUGGUUUAAAGAAUCUGCGUUAUCUUUCCGUUUUCGAGAAUCAAAUUCAGUCUAUUGAUUCAAUAGCUUUUAAAAACAACAUUGCACUGAACUAUUUGAAUUUGUCCACAAAUGAUAUAACUGAUAUGCAUUCAGAUAGUUGUGUACACCUGGAGUCUUUGAAAGUCCUUGAUUUGAGUUUUAAUAAACUUGAAAAUGUACCUUUUUUCUCAAAUAACUCAAAGAAUUUAACCUUUUUGUCCGUUAGUUAUAAUAAUAUAAAACAGAUAAUGUCGCAUGCUUUUGCGAAUACAAGAUUAAGGCAAUUGUUGUUAAGAGGAAAUCAAAUCGAUGAGAUCGAUGUUGAAGCAUUUGCCCAUCUUUCUGUUUUGGAAGAGUUAGAUUUGUCGUAUAACAAAUUAAAUAUUUUACCAGAAGGAUGGACUAUGCCUCUUACAUCGUUGAAAUAUUUGGACUUAAGCAAUAAUAAAUUUAUUUCAUUGACAUCUUUGUUUUUGACAAAUACAAUGCCAUUGGUAGAAGUAUAUCUGGUAAAUUCACUAGAGUAUUUAAAUGCUAUACAUUUCAAGACUAUGCCGCAAAAUGAAACAAUUAAUCUGAUUCAACUAUCAAAGUUUAGAUAUAAAUUUGAAACAGAUUCAGAAAUAGAUAAUAUAAAUAAAUUCUUAGAUACUGACUAUUAAUACUUGCCUAUUUGCAUAAAAUUUAGUUGUUAAUAAUCAUUUAUUUUGUGAUGUGAUUUCUACUAUAUACAUAAUCAUUAAAAGAAAUUAAGAAUAUAUAUAGUUGCGGGAUUA